Molecule: messenger RNA, 1906 nt
Organism: Papilio machaon (common yellow swallowtail)
Lineage: Eukaryota; Metazoa; Arthropoda; Insecta; Lepidoptera; Papilionidae
Product: pickpocket protein 28
Exons: 15
Coding region: 142-1887 (581 amino acids)
Biological process (GO): sodium ion transmembrane transport
Cellular component (GO): membrane
Molecular function (GO): ligand-gated sodium channel activity
Source: RefSeq, a predicted model, not a curated record
AACCCACGAUAAAGCACACGGCGUGUCGAUGCAAGUCCUUAGGGAUAUAUAUAAUGGUUCUAUCCAAUUUUAAAUAACCAAGCCCAAAUAAAAAGCAUACAAAAAGCAUUAUGCGAUUUACUUCAGUUAGUCCUGGACACCAUGAAGCGACACUCGAGAUCGAGUAGUGUCGGUCAUGUGGACAAUGAUUUGGAGAAAAGUCAUGACACACCAAAAAUUAAAAGGGGUAAACGGUUUACUAUUAAGGAAUACCUGAUAGACUACACGGCCAAUUCUAACCUGCAUGGACUUAAGUACAUCGGCGAGAAAGAACGGACUCCAGCCGAAAAGCUUUUUUGGCUAUUCAUGUUCAUAUGCUGUGUCGUCCUCUGCGCCGGUCUAAUAAGGAAGGUCUGGAUAAAAUGGAACGAGAGUCCAGUCAUAGUUAGUUUUGCCGAAAACUCAACUCCUGUCUGGCAGAUACCCUACCCCGCCGUAACUGUCUGCUUUGAAACGAAGUCACUACAAACAAGAUUCAAUUUUACAAAGUACUACCACCUAUAUAAAGACAAUGAAACGUACAUGGAAUUAACGGAGGAAGAGAGAAAUAUGUUUGAAGACAUCACAUUAGUUUGCGAUGAUCACUUGGCUCCCGCCAGAGGUCGCAAGUUCUCUGACGGAAAUGCAACUGUCGAAAAUUUAAAACAGGUAUCACCGAAUAUAUCGGAAUUUUUCUUCGGUUGCAAAUGGAAAGACACACCUAAAGACAAUUGCGCGAAUCUUUUCUCACCGAUACUAACUGAGGAUGGAGUCUGCUACACGUUUAACACGUUGAAUUCUGAGGAUCUAUUCAGGAUGGAGAACUUACACAAAGAGUACCAAUACUUGGAAAGUACCAUAAUUAAUUCUACAUCUGAUAACGUGCAAAGAUGGUCAUUGGAGGAAGGAUAUCCACCGUCCGCCCCACUUGAGACAUACCCGCACAGAGGCUCCGGCUAUGGUGCGAAAGCCGGCUUGACAUUUUUAUUGCAAACCAAAGCAAUCGACUUGGACUAUCUUUGUAAAGGACCUGUGCAAGGCUUCAAGAUACUUCUACACAACCCGGCGGAGUUGCCGCGGCUGUCGCAGCAGUACUUCCGGUCACCGCUGUCGCAGGAGGUGGUGGUCGCCGUCCGGCCCAAAAUGAUGACCACCUCUGAUGGACUCAAGCCAUACCUACCCUCAGUACGACAAUGCUACUUCCCGAGUGAGCGCUACCUUCGCUACUACAAGGUGUAUACGCAGGCCAAUUGUGAGGUGGAAUGUUUGACGAAUUUCACGUACGCGCGAUGCGGGUGCGUUCAUUUCGGCAUGCCGCACGGCCCCGACAUGACCGUCUGCAACGCUGGUAGUGUUGCCUGCAUAAAAAAAUCACAAAUGGAACUAGUUACAGUGGCCAUAGAGUCCAGGUUAGAGGAGGAAACAAACGAGAACGACACGUUAGGUGUGGCGAAAGAAGUCGCGUCUCGUUGCAGGUGCCUGCCCGCUUGCACCUCCAUAGAAUAUGAAGCCGAGACCUCGCAAGCUGAUUAUGAUUGGAAGGCAUUGUACACCGCCUUUAAUAUUACUAUUGGAGAAGAUAUUCUUGAUCAAAAAUUUGCACGUGUUAUGAUUUUCUUCAAAGAAGCUCAGUUCAUCACUUCUAGACGAUCUGAACUUUAUGGUCAAACAGAUUUUUUGGCGAACUGCGGAGGUCUUUUAGGAUUGUUUAUGGGUUUCUCGAUACUCAGCGUAGCUGAGAUUUUAUAUUUUCUUACUUUGAGAAUAAUCUGCAUAAUUUGGCGUUCGCGAAAUUUGAAGAAACAAGAAAAUGAUUUGAAAUAUCCCGAUAAUUUAUCAAAUCCGAAACCUAGCAAAUUAAAGCAUUAAUUCUUCCUUCAAUAUAAAA